Molecule: messenger RNA, 1167 nt
Organism: Eimeria tenella
Lineage: Eukaryota; Apicomplexa; Conoidasida; Eucoccidiorida; Eimeriidae
Exons: 6
Coding region: 1-1167 (388 amino acids)
Source: RefSeq, a predicted model, not a curated record
AUGGAGGCCCCCCGUUAUUAUGUGAAUGGGGUUUCUGCAGAGUUGGCCGUUGCAGAGGCUCAAGGGGGCCCUCCGGGAGGCCCCCAGGGGCCCCCGGCGUCGCUGGGGUCCGGGGAGGUCCCACUGGCCGCUGCAGCAGCAGCAGCAAGAGUAGCAGCACCGGCAGCAGCAGCAGCAGUACCAGCAGACAUAGAAUACAGAAUCGGGAGAGACGAACUCGAGGGCCUCACCAACUGGUCAACCAGCACUGGGGGCUCCUCUCAUGAGGGGCCCCCCAGCGAUGGGACCAGCAACCGCAGCUGGGGGCUCCCCAGUGAGGAGGAGGUCCCCUCGGGGGGCCCCCCGGGGGCCCUUCCGGGGUCCCCCCCGGGGGGCCCCACGGGGGGCCCCCAGGGGGCUCCCACGGGGGCCCCCACGGGGGCCCCCACGGGGGCUCUGGUCUACGCAGCAGCCCCGCGGAGCUCGACCCUAGGGGCCCCCCGAGUUAGCCUUUUGAAGAGUCGCAAGGGGGCCCCCGUAGGGGUUCCCGAAGGCGCAAAGGCGCCGGAAGGGGGCCCCGAGGCUCCUGGAAAACCCACAGAUGAGGGCCCCAACGGGGGCCUCCCCGGGGGCCCCCAGAGCUCCAAGGGGGCCCCCAACCCGCAGGACCCUGCGCAGACCCCGGGGGCCUCCAGGCGCCCCAGCAGACACACUUCGCUGCGGCUGCAUGCAACAACAGCAGCAAACGAAAAGGCGGGCCGUGCUGCUGUUGCUGCGCUGCUGCGGCUGCUGCUGCGGGUCCUCGGACUUGCUGCACUUGUGGGCGUUUUCUCCCUCAUAGUCAAGAACAACGAAGGGCCGGCCAAUGAUCCUGUUCUCCUGCUUUGGAACCAGUUAACCAACGGAGGCUACAUGUUGCGGUUCGAGUACAUGGGCGUUCAUCUAGUCUCCAGCGUUGCUCGUUACCCAUUUCCUCCCAGAAAUAUCACUGUGGAGGAGUUCAAUGCAGUUGUGGAUGAGAUUGCUGAAAGACUGGAUGAAUAUGUGGCGAAGACGCCCUACGAAAGAAGCAAAUCUUCCUUCACCGUAUUUGGGCCCCGGGGAUCUCUAGAUAGGAUAACUGUGUAUGAAGAGGCACAGCGUCUAGACAAGAUAACUGUGUAUGGAGAUGCACAUCAUUAUCAAUGA